ACGCUCACCGCAUACCAUGUCCAGCUCACAGUACAACUAUGACGAGGAUGGCGAGACGUGGCCGUACUUCGUGUUGACACUCUUGGCCGUCGUCUUGGUGCCGUACACCUACACCACCGUGAAAUCGCUUCUUUUUUCGGAAAAAGACGCUACGAAGCGUGCGCACGCAAUCGAAGUGGACUACACGCCGGCAAAUGCCGCGCAGAUCCGCUCGUUCCGCGUUGCGACACAGGCAAAGAAGCUCCUCAGCACGCGCCUCCUCGUGUUGGCAGUUGGCUGGGGUUUGUUUGCGUAUCUUGUGUUGAUUUUGAAGGAGAACACGCAUACCAAUGCGUUCGACCCGUAUGCCAUUCUUGAGGUGUCUUUGAGCGCCACCGAGAAGGAGGUCAAGUCGCGCUACAGAAAGUUGUCGUUGAAGUUCCAUCCCGACAAGAUUGCCAACGAUGUUCUGGCCGAAGUUAAGCAAUCGAUGGAGGAAAUGUUCAUCAAAAUCAACCAGGCGUACAAGGCAUUGACGGAUGAAGAUACCAAAAAGAACUACGAGCUCUACGGGCAUCCAGACGGCCCCCAGGAACGCUUGAUGGGGAUCGCGUUGCCAAAGUUCUUGAUCGAAGGCGCGUAUUCGCCGUUGUUGGUUGUGCUCUACUUUAUCGUGAUUGUUGGUGUCUUACCUUACGUGGUUGGCCGCUGGUGGACCAACGUGCAAAUGUACACCAAAAAGGGUAUCCACGUGGAAACUGCGACGUUCUUUGUAACCAAGUUUGUGAACCUCAACCCCGCCAAUAUGGUCACCCCGUUCACGAUUAUCGAAUGGCUUUCGUAUGCGACAGAGUUCAAGCUCCAGUGCCCGGACUUAACUCCGAAGCAAAUCGAACAGCACAUCUUAGACCACUUGUACAGAAGAGUGACUGCGGACGAAAGAAGCAAGUUGGAGAUUGUGUCUAUCUUGCCUACCUUGAUCAACGCUUUACUCGAUAUCUCGGCGACGUUCCGCAACUCAGAAAUCAGCUUGCUCCUCAUUGACUUGAACAGGUACAUCACCCAGGCGUUGGUGCCGGGCGGCAGAUACGCGCAGUUAUUGCAGUUACCGUACGUAGACCCUAAGGUCGUGACCAGCCAGCUGGUCAAGACUUUAGGCAAGUUAUUGACCCUCUCGGAAGAAAAGAUUGGUGAGGCGUUGGGGAUCAAGGAUGCUGCGCAGUUGAAGACCGCCAUUCAGGUGGCCAGCGAGAUUCCGCUCUUGAAGAUAGUGGAUGCCAAGUUCACCGUUCCGGGCGAGACCGUCGUUACCUCCAAUUCGACUGCGUACUUGGAAAUGAGAGUGUUGGUGAAGUCCGCGAAACACACCUUCAAGGGCGGAAAGUUGCCAGUGCUCAAGAAGGAAAAGUUGGCGUCGAUGGAUGCGGAGGCGGCCAAGUUUGAAAACUUGAAGGAUCCGAUGAGCCUUGCGGACCAGCAGCCAGAGUUGCCAGCGGCAUACGCCCCGUGGUUUCCCCAAGCUGUCAGUUCGGGCUGGAUGGUUUGUCCGUUGUUGCAGUCCGACGCCAAGUUGGCCGAGCCUCCGACUUUUGUGAAUAAGUUGGAUUUGUCCAACUUGGAGUUGACAUCUGAGGAGAUCACCACCGCUGACAAUGAGAAGUUGCAGGUCGGGCUCAUCAAAGUCAAGCUCAUCGCUCCGACGCCUGGCACCACCGGCCAGUUCCAGUUCAGAAUCAUCGUGAAAAACAUUGCGUACUUUGGCGCUGACUUGGACUUCCCGAUCAUCAUGACCGUGGAGGAGCCACCGGCUGAGUAUAUCGAGGAGAAGAUCUAUGAGAUUGAAGACCCAGACGAGGACUCCCUCGCUGGCGCCAUGGCCCUGUUCAGAGGUGAAAGGGUGAAGAGAGUCGAGUCAAGUGAUGACAGUGACGAAAGUGACUUUGAUGAUGACAAGAACGACGGUAGCGACUUCACUGACAUCAACACUGAUACCGAAGAUGAGAAGUAAUACCGAGAUAAAUGGUGCUUAAAUGGAUGAGCAGCAACGCGCAGUGAGACGUGCUCUGGUUAUUAGUUAAUGUAUUAAUGGUCUAUGCUCCAAUUUGAAGGGUUCCGUUGGCUAAACUAGAUACGUAAUUUGCCUGGUGGUGCUAUCAUGUAGAUAACUCUUGUGUAAUUCAGUGGUUAUCAAAUUCUAUCGAUUACUUCUGUUACGGGAUAGUGCUGGUUUGACAAUUUUUCAAUUCCUUCUGACUUGUCCAGAUACUGAGACUUUUGUGGGUUUCCUCUGUGAUAUAGGGGCCUGGUUUAUUGUUGUAAGGAAUUGCCUGGCUAAAUUGCAAUGAACUUUUGCUAAGACGUGUUAUUUUGGUUCUGGCUCGGUUGGCUACCUACUUUCCCUAAAAUCGAAAAUGCACCCUUCCACUAUUUGCG
This is a messenger RNA of Babjeviella inositovora NRRL Y-12698, 2412 nucleotides long. RefSeq names its product protein-transporting protein. The coding region runs from base 17 to 1987 and encodes 656 amino acids. Gene Ontology annotation, cellular component: Sec62/Sec63 complex. Gene Ontology annotation, molecular function: RNA binding; transmembrane protein transporter activity. The record is from RefSeq and is a predicted model, not a curated record. Gene Ontology annotation, biological process: post-translational protein targeting to endoplasmic reticulum membrane; SRP-dependent cotranslational protein targeting to membrane. NCBI's taxonomy places the organism in Eukaryota, Fungi, Ascomycota, Pichiomycetes, Serinales. The transcript has a single exon.